AUGGCGACCAAUCUCUCCCAGCUUUGCCUCACGUCAUGGUAUGGCUCCAUGUUCAGUGAAGAUGAGAUUAGAGAAAUCAAAGAUCAUGACGAUGAAAGUAGCCCUGCUAAGCGUUGUGGCUGGAUUUCGGGAUGGCAGCCUGACACGCAUGGCUUGCAGAGGGACGAAUCGGGUCCGAAGGCCGUGCUUGAGAGGGACUGCGGACGAUGA
Phytophthora nicotianae INRA-310 is the source of this 210-nucleotide messenger RNA. RefSeq lists its product as hypothetical. NCBI's taxonomy places the organism in Eukaryota, Oomycota, Peronosporomycetes, Peronosporales, Peronosporaceae. The transcript has 2 exons. Bases 1 to 210 code for a protein of 69 amino acids. The record is from RefSeq and is a predicted model, not a curated record.